UAUUUUGUACAUUGAAACCGGAAGUUAUUAUUCACGUGCGUUGACAGCGAUGUUCCUGAGGUGAUGAAGUUCCGUUUGUAGCAUCAACGUUAUGGACUGAACAACGUUUGUACUUCAACAAAUGUCAUUGACGGAACACUGAGCGAGAAACGGGUCGAAAUAUAUCAAAACAUCAUCACCUGACGCUAACGGGCUAACGUGCUAGCGGGUGGAGACAUGAACACGCCGCUCGGCAGAAACGGCUUCAUUGGGAUUGCUGUUGCAGCCACAGCUGGUUUGGGCCUGAUUGCCCUCAUCAUUUACAGGAAAAGAUGCCACAGAGUGGAGCUGGAGGUCCGAACAUGUCACCGGCUGAUGGAGCAGGCAGAUGGAGCUGCGCUGCUGCAGCAGACGCUGGAUGAUCAGGAGGCAGAGGCCCAGCAGCAGGCUGUGGCAGCGGUGGAAGCUGCGGUCCAGGGUCUGUCACCAGAGCAGCAGCUGGAGCUCAGGAACCAGCUGGACCAGGUGCUGAGCUGCGUGGCCUCGCUGCGCUCAGAGGUGGCUGAGUUGAGGGGAGGUCUACAGGACAUCGCCCUACAAAUUAUCCAGGAUGUCAAAAGGGGAGUGGAGGACAGUCAGCGUGUCCGUCGCCGUCGUCAUGUCAUCCACAGAGAGCGCACAGAUUCAAACAGCUCCAGCUCCAUUUACUUCACUGCCAGCCAGGGUUUGACCAGCACCUGUGAGGAGACCAGUGAAGGAGGGUACUCCACAGCAUAUGCUGAGUCAGACUACACAGACCGUGACACAGAUGGAGAAGAGGGAAACAAAGAGCCCGAGCAGGAGUCUGAGGAAGAAGACGGGAGCUGUGCUACAGUCCUUACCCUACGCCAGGAAGACUCUCAGGAAGAAGAGGAGGAGGAAGACGGCGAGCUGGAGGAGGACGUUGUUGAUGAGGGGAGGCUGCAGCUGAGGACUGAAGUUCCCAGUGUGGAGCUGGCUCUCCUCCUGGCUCAGAGUGAUAUCCUCCACACAGGAGAUGCCACUUUAAAGGCUGAGGGCUGUCGACUGCUGCUGGACAAUAGAACAGAGUAUGGAGACAGCAGGGAGUUUCUAUGGCGACUGGCUCGGGCCUACACUGAUGUGUACAAGUCCACUAAAGACAAACAACAGAAGAAGACUUAUGCACAACAAGGUCGUGAGGAGGCGGAGCUAGCCCUGAUGAAGAACGGCCUGAACGCAGAGUGUCAUAAAUGGUUUGCUGUAGUGACUGCACUGAACUACCACCAUGAAAGCAUCCACGGCAAACUGAAGACCUGCCACAUCCUGAAGGAGCAUGUGGACCGUGCCAUUGCCCUCAGAGACGAUGACCCCGUGUGUUUCUUCCUGCUGGGUAAAUGGUGUUAUGAGGUAGCCUCUCUGGACUGGCUGGAGACAAAGACAGCUGCUGCCCUCUACCAGAGCCCGCCCUCCUCCUCACUGCAUGAUGCACUUGAGAACUUCCUCAAGGCAGAGGAACUGAGUCCAGGCUUCUCCAAGAUGGUGAGACUUUACAUCGCAAAGUGUCACAAAGAGCUGGGAAACCUGUCUGAGGCCAUCAACUGGAGGGAGCUGACUGUGACGAUGAACAACGUGGAUGAUGAUGAAGAAACAUCUCAACUGGAGACUGAACUUCACAUGUUAGCUGUGAAAUGAACCUCUGGAGAUGAAGCUUUGAUCUGUUCAUUGUAUCUUUGUGAAAUAGAAUUUAUUGAUGUCUAUUUAUUUACUAGAGUGUGUAUAUGGAUUUGAUAUUAAUGUUUUUAUUUAUUCCUCGGACACUGAACAACUUUCCCUCUCAAUUUUUGCGUGAUAACCUGGACCAAUAAAAGCAUUUUAUUGUACGCUGGCUGCCAACACUCCACUCAGUGAGGAAAUUGACUGUAGAUAAUGAGGGAUUUUUGGAAUCACUACAAGAAAAGUAAUUCACUGUGUUUUGAGCACUUUAAUCUAAACGAGGUCCAUUUCUCUUGUCAUGUGCAUAGUGUCUUCUGUUCAGUCUCCUGUCAUCACCUCACAUUGUAUUUUUGAUUCUGUGAAUUUAAUUGGCUGUGAGAUAAAAGUGGAGUUUAAAUAAACGAAUGAUUUUAAAAUG
This is a messenger RNA of Solea senegalensis (Senegalese sole), 2110 nucleotides long. It is a transcript of the gene rmdn3, whose product is annotated as regulator of microtubule dynamics 3. The coding region runs from base 217 to 1671 and encodes 484 amino acids. Gene Ontology annotation, cellular component: spindle microtubule; mitotic spindle pole; cytoplasm. Gene Ontology annotation, molecular function: microtubule binding. NCBI's taxonomy places the organism in Eukaryota, Metazoa, Chordata, Actinopteri, Pleuronectiformes, Soleidae. The transcript has 13 exons. The record is from RefSeq and is a predicted model, not a curated record.